AUGUGUAAGGAUACUUCUAUCUAUCAAAAAGACGAUGGUUUAGAGUGGACCUCAACGAUGAAAGUCUUGCUGAAGCCUUUACUUACUGAAGGCGAUAAUGUGAUUGAGCCCUAUGGUACAUUCAGCCCGUCUUUCACGUCUUCUAUACCACUGCAGGACUCGAGUUGGUGGCUCGAGAAGCAUAUUACGGAACCGGAAAAGUUCGAGGAAGUGUUAGCGACGCAUCGAACUCGGCUGAUCAACACGCCGGAGAUCGCUGUUCACUUCAAUCAGUCUACAUUGAUACAACUCUGCUCCCUAGAUACGACUGAGGCUCUCCGUCUCUUUAUGUAUCACCUUUCCGGGAAGAACUUUGGACUACAGGACGCAUUCGAGCAGUAUUGUCAAGACCAUCAUGACCUUAAAGUAUUUUUAGUUUGCCAGAAACAAAGUACAUCUUUGGCAUCUCGUCUAUCUCAGCUUUCGCCCAAAACGACACCUUCGCUACCUUUGCCAAAGUACAUAAAAUUUAGUACUUCUCGCCCCUUGUCUGUCGUAACUGAGCGUAAAGAAAUUAUCCCGAAGAAAAUUAAGCCACCAUCCUCCAUCCUAGAUAAUAACACUUCGAUCUCCUCAGACUCUACUUACAACACAUCUAGCUCCCACUCAUUGACUUAUAAUUCUGCGAAGCAGGUCAUUGCUCUGACUGCGCCGGCCUCCAUCAACGGGGGGGUGCAGCCCAAUGAAAAAAUUGAGAUAGGGAUUGAAUUACAAGGCAAACAUCUACCAUGGUCACAAUCUACGCUUUUCUUCAGCUUGGUCGGGACUUGUCAGAUAUGUCACUUCAAGCCCAAAUGGCACGCCAACUUCUCAACUGAAAGGAAUUGUUCAACUACCUACUCGAUAUUUUCGCUCAGCAAUCCACCCAAGUCCCAAUAUAUUGCAGCGGGCGAGCAGCUAGGCACAUACCGCCUAUUGGCCACCAUCCUUUUGCCUGAUCAGGGCACCAUGCAAUAUAUGUUCAACAUCACGGGAGUCCCAGGACUAACCUCACAGAGCUCACCAGACAAAUCUCGCAAAACGUACACGACAUCGAUGCCCAUAACUCCAUGUCGGAUAACUCGUUCUAAAGCGCUGGGAGCCGAUCUUUCCGUUAUGAUGAACGAUCGGGCCACAACUAUCAAAAUCUUAGUUCGUCACUAUGCUAUCCUUGUACGUAGUUUUUCAUGGAAGGUUAUGCCACAAAAACAGACGACUUACUACAUUAUCCGUUUGAAAGCUUAUCAAUCUGAAGAUAACGUGGCUCAAAAAUUAAAACAAAUCGCUCAGAAAAUUCACGUUAGAAUGAUCUGGAAAUCUCAGCCGACCCCGACUUCCUUGGUCAAAAGUAAAACUCUCCAGGAAGGUCGACACCAUGACAUGGCCUUUCACACAUGUGAGGAAAGCAUUGAGAAAUGGUUAAAAAUCGAAGGAUCCAUCCCGCUUCCUGCUCGCAGUAAAUAUAACGAUUCUGUCUGUCUCGCUAAUAGCUGGUAUGGCCUCAAUGUCAACAGUUCAUUGACGCAACCAGAAAGCCUACUUUUUUCGGUUCCGUUGCGAGACUGA
Melampsora larici-populina 98AG31 is the source of this 1584-nucleotide messenger RNA. RefSeq lists its product as uncharacterized. NCBI's taxonomy places the organism in Eukaryota, Fungi, Basidiomycota, Pucciniomycetes, Pucciniales, Melampsoraceae. The coding region runs from base 1 to 1584 and encodes 527 amino acids. The transcript is spliced from 5 exons. The record is from RefSeq and is a predicted model, not a curated record.